This is a messenger RNA of Phaeoacremonium minimum UCRPA7, 975 nucleotides long. RefSeq names its product putative glycoside catalytic core protein. Bases 1 to 975 code for a protein of 324 amino acids. Lineage: Eukaryota; Fungi; Ascomycota; Sordariomycetes; Togniniales; Togniniaceae. Gene Ontology annotation, cellular component: fungal-type cell wall. The transcript has 2 exons. Gene Ontology annotation, biological process: fungal-type cell wall polysaccharide metabolic process. The record is from RefSeq and is a predicted model, not a curated record.
AUGCGCUCCCCGCUUCUGCCAGUCGCCAUUGUCGCUACGACCCUCGCCAUCCUCCCCGCUGCUUCAGCAGACUCCUCCUCGAAACGCGGCCUUUGCUUCGUUCCGAAUGCGAAAUGGCCACAGGACAAUUACAUCUGGACGCGUAGCCCCUCGGAUUUAACAUGGUACUACAACUACGGCCCGUCGCCGUCGCCGGUUUACAACAACUUGACGCAACAAGACUUCGAGUUUGUUCCUAUGCUUUGGGGCGCGCCGAGCGACGUCAAUGAUACGACCUUUCUCACGACGGUAAAGAACCUGGUAGACCAAGGCACCAACAUUACAAACGUCUUGACUUUCAACGAGCCCGAUAUGGCUACCUCCGGAGGGAGCAGCGUUGACCCCUCGUUCGGCGCCCAGGUCUGGGUGAACAAUAUCAUCCCGUUGCAAGAAAUGGGCAUUCGCGUUGGGCUACCUGCACCGACUGGUGGUUGGGGUGGUCUGCCUUGGCUCCGACAGUUCUUGGGCAAUUGCUCCGAACUCAUCAGCGACGGCCAGAAGACCAAGAAGAACUGCACCUACGACUUUGUGGGGGUCCACUGGUACGGAAAUUUUGAGGGAUUGGCGAGCCAUCUUGGGGAGUAUGCUGCGGCAUUCCCGAACACAAGCAUGUGGGUCACCGAGUACAACAUGGAUAACCAAGCGCUCGAGUACACGCAGUGGUUCUACAAUGCAUCAGCCGACUAUAUGGACAAGCUCGAUUACGUUGAGCGGUACUCGCUUUUCGGUGCUUUCCGCUCCUCUGUCUCAAACGUUGGCCCCAACGCUACCAUGCUCAGCGCAGGAGGCCAGCUCACAGAUAUUGGAGCAUGGUAUUUGGGGGAACAGGCAACCGGCGUCAAGCCCACAGACAAGUCUCCAGCCCCGAGGCUUUCAAUACCCUUGUGGUCAUUGCUGGCGGCGCUGUUGGCUAUAGUAAUUAUGGUCGUUUCAUAA